ACUAGCGAUCCUGAGUACGUUCAUUUAACUACAAUCAAGGGCUAAGCCAGCUACCUAGAAGGUGGAAGCAUUGACCACCACAGACAAGCCUGUUCCCUACAGAGUCAUGAUGACGCAAACAUCUCCUUGCUUGAGCAAGGUGUUCCGGUUGGGGUGGUCUGGUUCUGGAAUGCUAUGUGCUUCACUACAUAUCAUUAUAAUUGCCACGACCGCCAUGAUCAUGUCGGUGAGUGCAACCCCACCGGCAGACCCUAUCACAUGCACCUCAAACGGCUGCACCACAACCAAUUCCUACGGGGCCUUCCCGGACCGAAGCACUUGCAAAGUAGGGGCCGCGGCGUACCCGACGUCGGAAGAAGAGCUCGUGUGGGUAGUGGGGAACGCGACGAGGUCCAAGAGGAAGAUGAAAGUGGUGACCCGUUUCUCUCACAGCAUCCCAAAGCUGGUGUGUCCGGGCGGGGAGGAGGGGCUGCUGGUGAGCACCAAGUACAUGACGAGGAUUGUGAGGGUGGACCAAGAAGGUAUGAGGAUGAGCGUGGAGGGAGGGGUGACGCUGAGGCAGUUGAUCGAGGAGGCAGCCAAGGCGGGGAUGGCGCUACCUUACGCGCCCUACUGGUGGGGUUUAACUGUCGGAGGAAUGCUGGGGACGGGCGCGCAUGGCAGCUCCCUAUGGGGGAAGGGGAGCGCAGUGCACGAUUACGUGGAGGCGAUGCGGAUAGUGAUCCCGGGAGGGCCUGAAGAUGGUUACGCCAGGAUCAGGACGCUGGAUGUGAACGCGAAUAGCAGCCAUGCAGAGAUGGACGCGGUCAAAGUGUCGCUUGGGGUUCUAGGAGUCAUCUCUCAGGUAACACUAAAGUUGCAACCGCUAUUCAAACGAUCCUUAACGUACUCCAUCAUGGGUGAUUCGAACUUGGGAGAACAAGCGUCCAGUUUUGGUAACCAACAUGAGUUUGCAGACAUUAUGUGGUAUCCGAGCCAACAGAAAGCAGUCUAUCGCAUCGAUGAUCGAGUCAAUCUCAACGCGUCUGGUAACGGGCUGUACGAUUUCACCCCGUUCCGCUCCACACUUUCUCUCAUUUUGGCACUACUCAGAUCCACCGAGGAACUGCAAGAAUCCUUGAACGAUGCAGACGGGAAAUGCAACGGUGCAAAGCUAAUUUCUUCUACCCUCGAGUCCUUUGCUUAUGGGUUGACAAACAACGGUAUCAUCUUCACCGGGUAUCCAGUGAUUGGGUAUCACAAUAGGCUACAAUCGUCAGGCACAUGCCUAGACAGUCUCCAAGACGAUCUGAUUACUGCAUGUCCAUGGGAUCCGCGUGUCAAGGGUGAGUUCUUUCACCAAACCACAUUUAGUGUCGGACUCUCCAUGGUAAAGAGCUUCAUCGAAGACAUCCAGCAACUCAUUGCAUUAGAGCCUAAAGCAUUGUGCGGAGUGGAGCUCUACAACGGCAUCCUCAUGCGUUAUGUCAAGGCCUCCAGUGCUUACUUGGGCAAGCAGGAGGAUGCAGUAGACUUCGACAUCACUUACUACAGGAGCAAGGAUCCGCUGAGCCCGAGGCUAUACGAAGACGUUCUCGAAGAAAUAGAACAGAUGGCGCUUUUCAAGUACGACGCACUCCCUCACUGGGGGAAGAACAGGAAUUUGGCAUUCGACGGAGUGAUCAAAAGAUACAAAAAUGCCCAAGAAUUUUUUAAAGUGAAGGAGAUGUAUGAUCCAUUGGGGUUGUUUUCUAGCGAAUGGACGGACCAAGUUCUUGGACUCAAGGAGGGAGCGAGCAUGGUCAGGGACGGAUGCGCACUGGAGGGGCUGUGCAUUUGUUCGCAAGAUGCACACUGUGCACCCAACAAGGGCUACUUUUGCAGACCAGGAAAAGUGUACAAAGAGGCCAGAGUUUGUACUCGAAUUAGUUCCAAAACAUAGUAAAGACUUGGUUUCAUCAAUCUAGGGUUUCAAAGUGGAAACCAAGGUGCUCAACUCCAUCUGUUCGCAUUAACUGUGCAAUGUGUGGGUCCCUACGCAGAUCAUGAUGGCAUUUGGAUGGAGAAUGUGAUCAAGAAA
This is a messenger RNA of Rhodamnia argentea, 2059 nucleotides long. RefSeq names its product probable L-gulonolactone oxidase 6. Bases 107 to 1921 code for a protein of 604 amino acids. Lineage: Eukaryota; Viridiplantae; Streptophyta; Magnoliopsida; Myrtales; Myrtaceae. The record is from RefSeq and is a predicted model, not a curated record. Gene Ontology annotation, molecular function: FAD binding; D-arabinono-1,4-lactone oxidase activity. The transcript has 4 exons. Gene Ontology annotation, cellular component: membrane.